Messenger RNA from Caenorhabditis sp. 36 PRJEB53466, 9279 nucleotides. The record is from the annotation of a GenBank genome assembly. Lineage: Eukaryota; Metazoa; Nematoda; Chromadorea; Rhabditida; Rhabditidae.
AUGCAAAAAUUUCAACAAAUCGUGUUCGGGCUCUGUUUCGAUUCGGACGCCAAAAUAUUGAUUGAAGAAGGUUUGCACACUUAAAUUGUUGCUUUUCGAAAUUUAGAAAACGCCAUUAAACAGAACUGUGGCAGUGGCCUAGAAAACUCUGGUGUGGAAACUCUUCCCCUGCUCAUAAUAUGACACCUGUGCACUUUGACAAUAUGUUAAUUUGUGUGAAUGCUAGGAGUUUUCUUGGCCACGGUCACAACACCCAGAACCCAAAAAGAAACGUUGUUCGAAAACCGAUUCGAAAAAUGUGUAUAAAUCUUGUGUUCGUGGACCCCCCAGAGACUAUGAGUACAUUAGAAUUGUCCAUGGAUUCAAAGAACAUUAUUUGCUGUUUCGCGCCAACCUCUAGGGACCGCCUGCCCGCGAAAAAUAGAAAAUAUUGACAAGUCCUCUUAUUUUGGGUUGGAGUUUCCCGUAUGGGUUCAAAUUUCUCCAGUGUCCCGGCCAUUUGGAGGAUUAAAAUGGGAUGAUAAUAAUAAUAAUAAUAGUAAAUAUGGCCGGUUUUGCACACAAAACGGUGAAAUAUAAUAGGAGCUUAGAAAUGGGAGCAUGCACGCGCACAUGACUUUCAGGGGGAAAAGAGGAGGGCGAAAGAGUUCAGUGGGUUCGAUUUUUGAGACGAUUUUUGAUUGCAGAUGACCGCUACGCGAACGGCGCCGUCCGUUUCGACAAUGACGUCAUCGAAGAGGGUCCGACGACGGCAUCUGGAGCCGGAUCCACUGGCGGACUGACUCCGCGCAAAAUGCCCGCGUUCCGGCGACGGCAGAGCGGCUACGGUAUCGCAAUUUCCAGGUGAGACCCUGAUGAUGAUUUUUUCGACUACCUAGUUAUGAACUAAAAGCACACAUUUUUUCGGCCACGUCAUCUCUUUUGCUCUUGCUUGUUUUCUAAUAAUUUCAGCUUCACCGAGCACAUUCUUUCUCCUCGUUCUUCCUCAUUUUACCCGUGUUCUGUCAAGACACGACAACCAAAACUUUCAUUUAAUUGUUGAAAUUUGAAAUUACGUCACACACACACACACACGCGCCAAAAUGUUGAGGGAAAACAACACGUGCUCAAUGACUUUUUCGAAUAGAUUCAUAGACCGAAUGAGGCAAUUUUUGUCCAGAAAUUUAAAAUUUGUCUAGUUUCACUCCUUUUCUACUUCGCUGCCAUCCAAUCUUCAUUCUUUCGAAUCACCAGAAUCCUGGUAGCUUAUGAAAACAAAUCAUAUCUUUUUGAGAAGCCUUCAUGUUCGAGAUGAAUCUAGAAUGAUUCUCGACACCGUGAAGCUAUUCCUGAGAUUAAGAAUGCUGUUAGGAUACUUUAGCAUGAAAACAGUGUGGUAUCAUCACUCAUCUUUAGAUAAAGACAGACUAACCCAAUCUGAUCAUUGAAAUAGUUCGUCUCUAGAGCGGCUCUUACUUUACCAGUUACUUUUCGAUGUCAUUCUACUUACAGUAAGUGAAGCGCCCAACUAAACAAUGUAUUUAUCAAAGAGGACACACUUCCUGACUUGUAUACACUCAAAGUUUCUAGAAAAAGAGGAUUGUCUUCAAAAGUUAUCAUGAUUCUUUGUAAUGAAGAUAGUAGGUCAUUGCAGUAGAAAGAAGAGGAGUGAAAAUAUGCGAAUUUGGCAUUUCCCGAUGUGUGGACUGUCUUACUUGCAUUACUUCGAUCCGUUCUUUUCACCCGGACACUAACACAUACCAAUGAAAUAGUUGGUCUCAAGAGGUGCUGUAACUUUUCGAAUGCCAUUAUACUCACAAGGAUCGAAUGCGUGCUCUUAACAGUGUAGUACUCGAAGUUUCUGGAAAAAAAAGUAAUGUUUUGUCUUCAUAAGUUGGCAAAACUCUUUGUGAUACGAAAAUGGAAGAUUGGGAGUAACAAAACACAAAAAUGUCCGUCAAUUUUUGAUCGCCUCCAACUCACUCACACAUGGUCCUUGGGGUAUCAUAAAAUGGUCCGGGACCUCCAGUUUCCUCCUCACCCGUUUUUUUUUAUAUAUCCUUGGAUUUUCACGAUUCGAAGUGAAAAGUGAUCAAAUAUAUCCCGAAAAGCACCUGAAAAGCUUAGAAAUGCAUUCCGACCUUUCCGCUCCCGAUUUCCGAUUCGGCCGACGAAAUUUGAGAUUCAUGAGACUUUUUUCAGUGUUUCUUAUAGAAUUUGUACUUUUCUUCUUUGCAAAUGUCUUCAAAAAUCGAUUCAAAUUCAGCUGUCAUCAGGAAUCAAAGAUUAGCCUUGUUUUCCAGCUUAUUUUGAUUGAAUUCUUCUUCUCAGAAUUCGUCCCGGGUAUUUUUUUUGGAAAAGUAGAGCAAAAAAGGUGUUCCCCCCUCGAAGAAAGCUAAUAAUACUAUUAGUUACAAGUCGUCCACACGAAAAAUUGUGCUUCCCUCACUUUUCGGCUCCAAAAAAGAGCUGUCGGCUUGGAAAACGCAGGAAAACAGGCUCCGCCCCUUUUCUUGCUCACCGAGAGCACCACAACACCCGCAGCAGCGACUUACCUUGUUGUGAGAGUGUGAGCUUCUCGCAGACAAAAUGCCGGAAAAUCGAGUUGCUCACACGUUUACACACCGUAUUCCUAGCGUCGUCAUGCCGUGGUUUUGUCUGAAAAAGGAUUUGCGCAAAAUACUGUAUGUUCACUCGCUUUUCGCGCUUAUUUGUUUCUCAGAACCGUUUGAAAGUUCCCGAAAAAACUCUUCUGAAUUUGAUAAUCUGAUUAGAGAAGUAUGUACCCUCGAUAGCUGUCUCGUGAAAGAGUAGAGAGAGUUCGAUAGCUCAAAUUCUUAAUAAAUUCAUUCAUUUCGUUGAUGCUCGUUCGCAAUCAAUCAGGACGUACAUUUGAGAAAAUGCCUGCCAUUUUAGCCCCAAGCUUGGCCAGUCCUGAGUUGAAACAUGUCGAGCCGGGUCAUUGAACACUUUCUCACGGCUUGCCUGACAACUAUGCUUUUCCGCGGACCGAGAAUCUUCUCUGGACAAUAGAGGUAUGUAGUUCCCUAAUCAGAUUAUCAAAUCCAGAAGACUGAAGUGACACACAGUAUUCCGAUCGAAUAAUGCGUCAAACAGUCAUCUAAACACGUUUCCCUUUUGCCUCAAAAAUUGAACUACGUGAGGUCACGUGAAUGUUUCGUGGGCGGGACGGGAACGGGACAUAUGUAUAUGCAAUCGGUUUUCCAUAAAAAUCCAAUCAACUUUGUGUGUGACCUGAGCCGAUCAGGUGUUUGAGCCGACAAAUUUUUAACAAGAUAUCUUUCACACACCUUUGUGCAUUGGCGCACGUCGUCAACGCACUCGUGAUAACAAGAUAAGAAAAUGGGAUUUGUUGGGGGCUGAAUGGGGAAAAAGAGGAAGAAGGAGAGGAAAUAAUCGGUUACGUCAAAGGCCGAAUAAUGUAUUCGUUCUCUCAGGUGGUGUAUACAUUCUAAUGAGACUUCCCUCCUUGACCCAAUCACCCUGCUAAUCUCUCUGAAUCCUCCCCCGUUUCGCCCGCUAUUUCCAUGACUCUGCGCGUAAUUGAAUCCCUCAUCUUUCCCUUGCUUUUCGCCCCGUUUUCUCGCAAGUGCUCUUUGCCUUUCUGAACAAAAAAAAAACGGCGCAAAGAGAAAAGGAACAAAUUGUCAGGGGCGCGAGAAAAAAGUUAGAAGACAAUUGUAUCAGCCCACCGAUUCUGACACUUUUUCUCGAAAGCGACACGUACGUCUCCUCGGCUGACGUCUUCUGGAGAAAUGUAUUCGGAAGAAGUGCUAAUCGAAAAUGAAUUUUUCUAUCCUCACGAGUGGCGGUAAUUUUUUUGUAGCAUGUCGAGAAAAUGGCACCAUUCGAUUCGGCGCUGAAAAAAGGCAGGCGUCAGUUGUAAUAGACGUAUCUCGUGACCAGAUGAUCCGAUCGGUCUGAAACUUUGUCCGAAUGGUCCUCAAUCCAAGUCCAAAAAGCCUGCAAAGUUUGGUCCCGAUCAGAUCAUUGCAAGUGGGGUGUCAAGCUCCCUCAAAAAGCAGGGCCGCUCUCUGACACAUACAUACUUGAUCCCUAGACUUUGGAUAUUGUCGACUAGAAAGAAAGGUGUCUCAUGAAUUCUGAUUCGCUACAUACAUUCCGUGCCGUCACUUCUCAAUUUCUCUCAUUACAAACCAUGAAAUUGUACCCCGUUUUUCUCGGCCAAAACGCUACAUUUCUCGUUUCGCCAAAAAAAAAUAUGGAAAAACCAAAAAAAUCAUGUUUUGUCUGACUGCCUCUAGUGGGCGUGGCCUUGCAGGAAAAGCCAGGCGAAAAAAAAAACAGAAACGAUUUGAUUGAAAACGCGACAUCUGGUCAUUUCGGACAAAAAGUGGUGUGGGCUCGAUGAACUUUUGAAACCGAUAUUAUCCGUCCAUCUGCUAUUACAUAUUGUCCAGAAAAAAAAUGAGAAUUUUCACUCGAAAAACGAUUGUCGAUACGAUCUUUUUCUUUUUCGAGUAAGCUUUCAUUAAAUUCUAUAGUUUUCUUCCUCAUUUUCAGUGACAGCACUGCAAAAAUGCGAUGCCGCCUUCGAAAGCAGCUCUUCAUUCGGAGAAAUAAGGUAAAUGUUUUUUUUUUGUCACACCAAACUUCAUUCCAUUUUCUUGACGUAAAUAAAAUUAGUUGCACCUGUCUUUGCGACGCCUACGUCUUCGAAUUUGAUCAUAUUCUUGAGAAAAAUGAAGAAAAAGUUAUUGGGGACCGACAAAAAAGUGCAUUUUCAGGUCUGUGAUAUCUCACUUUUUCUCGCCGUCGUCGGCUUGAUUUUGGUCAUCAUCGACUCGGAAUUGACGGCUCUUUCCAACUCUACCGGUAUCACCAAGGUAGGCGGGGGCAAAAAACAUGUUCUGGCACUUGUAUAAACUUUGAAUGAAUGACUUGGAUACUUGGCACAAGUUUUGAAACAUGUUUUUCUUUUACCGUUUUCAGCACUCUUUUCCGACACUUUUCAACACAUUUCGACACAAAAACUGAUUCGCUCUUUUCCAGGACUCGCCCAUUUCGAUUGUGCUCCGCUCGGCGUGCGUCGUCUCCACAUUUUUUCUGAUUUGCUGUCUGGUCAACUAUCAUGCGAUCGAGGUGAAAAUCGCGCUGAUAGACAGUGGCGCCGACGAUUGGCGCGUCGCGUUCAGCACGGACCGCUUCAUUAAGAUGCUCAUCGAGGUGGCCGUCUGCAUGAUUUGUCCGUUUCCCGGUCAGUUUGGUGGGGGUGGAAAGGAGCAAGAAAAAGUGGGUAAAACUAAAAAAAAAACGUGGGUCAAACAACCGAAAACAGGUUAACUUGCGCAAGUGUUUGCAGAAAUCUUCAGCGACGGACUGAUGCGAAUGCCGUACAUAAACGCGGACACGCGACAAGUGAAAAUGAUCAACGUGCCGGUCGACGUGCUCCUUUCCGUGCCAAUGUUCCUCCGCUCCUACCUCGUCUGCCGCUUCAUGGUCCUUCACAGCAAACAGUUUCAGGUAUGUCUUUUUUGGGGAGGGGGAUGCACAAAAGGCUUGCCGAAAGCAAGCAAUUUCGCAAUUUCGGUCUGAAACUUGGACCCAGUCUACUUUAAUCCAAGUCCAAGAAGCGUGGCCCAGCGCUCAAAAAAAAAAUCAAUAAUUACAACAAGUGUUCAGGACGCCGCGACGCGAUCGAUCGCCGCACUGAACCGAAUCUCGAUGGAUUUCCGAUUUGUGAUCAAGACAAUGAUGGCCGAUCAUCCGCUGCGGGUCCUCAUCGUCUUCACCCUUUCCUAUUGGAUUUGCAUGUCCUGGAUGUUUACGCAGUGUGAAAGGUUAGCUAAAAGCAUUUCUUCAGUCAACUUGAGCCUAAAGAAUUAUUUUCAGAUAUGACGGACAGCUAGAAGUGGAGCACUAUUACCUGAACUCGAUGUGGUUCAUAAUGGUGACAUUCAUGUCGAUCGGAUACGGAGACAUCGUCCCGAACACCUAUUGCGGACGUUGUCUGUCGAUCACAACCGGAAUUGUGGUAUUAUCCUUUUGCUCUUCCUAAAAGUACAAUAUCUGAUUCAGGGCGCCGGAGUGUCGUCCGCUUUGAUUGCGAUCAUUUCGCGUAAAUUGGAACUUUCGAGGGCCGAAAAACACGUGAACAAUUUUAUGGCCGACUCGAAACUGACGAAUCAGCGCAAGAAUGCAGCUGCCAGCGUACUUCAGGAGACUUGGUCAGUUAGUUGACUUUUAUGACUCUUAGAAAGUUGUGGUCGUGGCCUAGAAAACUCGGGUGUGAAAACUCUUGCACUUUGACAAUCUGUUAAUUUGUGUGAAUGCUUGUCAAGGAUUGUGCCGAAUGCGAGAAAAAAUUCGGGAAAAGGCCCAUGCCACGGCCACAACUUUGACUGCGCGUUGUUCCGUUUAUAGGCAUGUCUGAGACGCAUAAAACGGUCGAUCUAUACAUUUUCCAACUAUUGAAGGUUCAUCCACAAAUACAAAAAGGCGCUGCACAAGGGCGACGACCUGCGUCUCCGUCACCACCAACGUCGCUUUCUGCACUCGAUCAACGAGUUCCGCCGCAUAAAAUGGGACCAGCGGAAGCUCCAGGAGAAGGGAAAUUCGCUUUUGGACGUGGGAAAAUUGCACAGUGACAUGCACGAGACGCUCUGGGAAAUGCACCGAACACAGGAUCACUUCAUCUCGCAAAUCGACGUGCUCACGCAAAAAAUUGUGGAACUCCAGAACACGCUGAACACGCGACCGCCCUGCUGUGCGCUGCCCACCUCCUCCAACGACGCCUAUUUUUCUACGUCUACUCAACUCGGCGUUUUGAAGGUCGGUUCUUGAGAAGAUUUCAGAAAAAGUGAUUUUGUGGUCUAGUGAUAAAGUGGGCGAUCGGUAAGGAAAGUCUUCAGUUUUUUCCACAAAUUUUCUGAGUCAACUGUCUCAAAAUUUGGUCCUAAACCAGGUCGAAAGUUUGCAUAAAAGUUUCGCACCUGAUCGUCUAGACCACAAAUGUCGCUUUUCUGAUAUCUCCCUAAAACAAGGGUUUCGGAUCAGCUUUCCAUGGAGAAUCCGAUUUUACUACUCAAAACGUGUCAAUCCGAAAACAAUUUCAGGACACCCCGGUCCCACCUGUCAUACCAUCGAUCCCGCUUCCGACGCAAUCCCCAAUGCUGCAUUCGAGUCAAUCGCACCGGGAACCGCUCCAAGUGACCACCUCGGAUCUUCCGAACUCCUCCUCGAUCCCUCGCAUAUCCGUCGGCGCGACGUCAUCGUCGAGUUCCAGUGCCUCGUCCGGCAACGGAUCCCUUCCGCAGUGCACUGUGGAUCAGCUGGCCAAUUGUCCGACCGGCGGGAUCUACGCGACCGUAACCACACCGUUGAUUUCGAACUUCGAGGAAGUUUAGGUCGAUUUUUCUUUAUCGCAUUUGACUGGAUUUUUGAUUUUUUUUUCAAGUUUGAGGUUUUGGACGUAUCAUAGUUGUGUGUGCUUCUCGAACUAGAAAAAAACCCUUGCAAAAAACAUUUCCCUCAUUUUCUCAAUUUGUAUCGCAUUUUCUGUGAUUCUACACCCAUCCGGCAUCUGUGUUUCUCUCUGUUUUUUUUAAACAUGUUAUCAGAAAAUAUUUUACAAGCUUCGGAUCUCUUUUCUCUCCUAAAACCCCUUGACAACAUCAACCGGUGUCACACGAUUCUAUUUUUGAAACUUUUGUAUUUCUAAAGUUCAAAUUCUGGUCCCCCCCACUUUUUCUAUGACGCAAUAUCCGAUUGUGAUCCGCCCGUCUCUCCAAGUUGAAAUUUUCUCAUUUUCUCUGCAAAAUGCAUGAUUUUUUAACCGCACAUUGAAUGUAUUGUAUAUAUUUAUUUUUUUGAAAGAUAAUCGAUAAAUCAAGUUAUUUGUCAUAAAAAAUGUGUGCAAUCUCUCAGGAACAUUGUGAUUGUCUUUCAAACUGUAGCUUCGUUCAAACAAUCCCUAGAAACCGCCACAAAAUGAAUUUUUCUGUAUGAAGAAAGGGUGCUAAAUUUUUAGUCUUAACACGUAAAAUGCUUAAAAGAUACGAGGAAUCGAAUGACGUUAAGCCUGAGUCGUUAGGAAUUUUUUGAAUCAAAUUACAGUUUUUACCGAUCUAGGGACCGUGUUCGGACCAGGGACCACGUUGUCGGAAAUAAUAUCCUUUUUGGAUAACAGUGCCAUGAUAUGGGACCAACUUAUUACGAAACUUGUGAGAUUUUGAGCAAAAUUUGGGGAACAAUAGACACGUUUUUCGCGUGAUUACCGGGAAAACGUGGGAAACGGACUUUUCUGCCACAAAAACACGUGUUCGGUCUGUUUUUCGCCUGAUUUUUAGAUUUUUACAACAAAAAGGUACUCAACAUGGACUACACACGGUUCAUACGUGACCGGCCCCGGUUGACCGCCCAAGCAAUUUUUGUACAUUGCCCUUGGUGUGAAGCAUCUCCAAGGCAAUUUUCAGCUCGGAAGAGUAAUCUGAUCUGAAGAUAAAAUAAAACGCUCAAAGUGGCGGCUUGCCGAAAUUAAUUUUUCGAGAUUAUGCAUACUGUUGAAAAAAAAGGCUCGAAAUUCGAAUCGGAGUUGGCAGCGAGCCAAGGACACGCCCCCCAAACAGUUUUCACUGAAACUGCCGCACGCUGUUUGGGGGGCGUGUCCUUGGCUCGCUGCCAACUCUGAUUCGAAUGUCGAACCUUUCCUUUUUCAACAGUACCUGCGUUUAUUCUUCAACGGCUUUUCCUUAAAAAUUCAUUGUUUUUAAUAUGAAACAUGUUUAAACAUGCUAAAAAAUGACAAAAAUUCGAGAGAAAAGCUGAAAAUUUUGAAAGUUCGAAGAAAAGUCGAGACGGAGGGCGAGGUUUUGCAAAUUGCAAAACCUCGGCCAUCAGCUUUUUUUCGGCUGAAAACAGUUUUCAUAAUUUAAAUUCAGAUUCCAUUCAAACCCCCCAAGUCUUCCGAAUGUUGCUCCUCCAUUCGUCAUCCAAAUUCUUCACAGAGCAAGCAGGAAACAAUUUGUUCGAAAUGUUUCAAUUUUAAUCCAAUUAUCCGUGCGUCACGUGACAUUUGCGAAGUUUUUUUCGGUCAGAGAUCAGACUGCAGCAAAUUUUAUUGUUUGUUGAUACUUUAGUAAUGUUUUUCAGGUCGGUGAAAUCGUGAAAUCGACGUCAAGCAGACAAGAAUCGAACAUAAAACUGGAUCUGCGGUCGGUCAGUUAAGGUUGUAACUAUAUGUUUACUCUCCGCCACACUUUCCAGAUACUUUCCCCGCCUGGAUUCAUGAGCAUCUGCGGGAAAAACAGCGAAUAUUAG